CCCUUUUUCUUCUCUGCAAAUUGCUUUCCGACGUUGCUGCUGCUUCGUUCUUGCUCCACCGGAGCUAUCUCAGGUAUCAUUAUAGGCAAAUUCGUUUUGGGAAGUGAGGAGCCAUAUGAUGGCAACAAGUAUAUCACCAUCGUUAAUUCCUUUAGAAACUCGGAAUUCAAUGGGGGUAUUAACUGUAUUUGGAGGGAGAGUUUCAAUGGAAACUCGAUUGGGAAGAGUGAGUUUCUUGAAGAUGACUGAUGACAAACAUGGGUUUUUGAAUACGAGCCACAAGAUAUCUUAUGGUGCCCAGAUUAGAUGUUUGGCCAAUUCUCACAACAUCAAUCAGUUUAAUAACAAAGAUCAGUUUCUCAAUUUGCACCCAGAAGUUUCUAUGCUUAGAGGUGAGGGAAACAACACGGUGAUCAAUCCACGGCAGGAUAACAAUUUGAGUGGAAAUGUUACUGAGAUUUUGAGAGAUUCAACGAAUUCUGGUAAUUACAACGAGGCCAAGAUUAAAGUAAUUGGUGUUGGAGGUGGUGGGUCAAAUGCGGUUAAUCGAAUGAUUGAGAGUGCAAUGAAGGGUGUGGAGUUUUGGAUUGUGAACACUGAUGUUCAAGCCAUGAGAAUGUCGCCUGUUUUCCCAGAGCAGCGAUUGCAAAUUGGGCAGGAGUUGACACGUGGGCUUGGCGCUGGUGGUAACCCCGAUGUUGGUAUGAAUGCUGCCAAAGAAAGCAGAGAAUCUAUUGAAGAAGCUGUUUAUGGUUCAGAUAUGGUUUUCGUUACCGCUGGGAUGGGUGGAGGAACAGGUACUGGUGGGGCCCCUAUAAUUGCUGGGGUCGCAAAGUCGAUGGGUAUUUUAACUGUUGGUAUUGUUACAACUCCGUUCUCGUUUGAGGGCCGAAGAAGGGCAGUUCAAGCACAAGAAGGAAUUGCAUCUUUGAGGGAAAACGUAGACACUCUGAUUGUGAUUCCAAAUGACAAGUUAUUGACUGCGGUUUCUCCAUCUACCCCUGUAACAGAAGCUUUUAAUCUGGCCGAUGAUAUUCUUAGACAAGGUGUUCGUGGUAUCUCUGACAUAAUUACGAUUCCGGGCCUGGUUAAUGUUGAUUUUGCUGAUGUGCGAGCCAUUAUGGAAAAUGCAGGCUCGUCUUUAAUGGGGAUUGGAACUGCAACAGGGAAGACUAGGGCAAGAGAUGCUGCAUUGAAUGCCAUUCAAUCACCUUUGCUAGAUAUUGGUAUCGAGAGGGCUACUGGAAUUGUGUGGAAUAUAACUGGUGGUAGCGAUUUGACAUUAUUUGAGGUGAAUGCUGCAGCUGAGGUUAUAUACGAUCUUGUGGAUCCAAGUGCUAACUUGAUCUUUGGAGCAGUCAUUGAUCCAUCAAUAAGUGGUCAAGUUAGCAUAACUCUUAUAGCAACCGGAUUCAAGCGACAAGAAGAAAGUGAUGGGCGGAAUCUCCAGGCCGGUCAGGCAGAUGUGGUUGGAAUGAAUCGACGAUCACCAGCCUUCACGGAAAGUGGUUCAGUAGAAAUCCCGGAGUUUCUAAGGAAGAAAGGGCGGUCACGCUACCCACGAGCUUGAGGUGGUCGUCGUUUUUUACCUUUUUGCCCUUUGUGAUAUAGUGAAAGUAUGGUUGUGUAGGUAGAGAAGAUUGUUGCCAUUAAUUGCUGGCAAAGCUUUAAGAGAGAAUAAAAGGGUUGUAGCUGCUUGUUGCAAAGUGGAUGGCAACUACAUUACUUGCUGCCAAAAGAUUGUUUGAACCAGAGGUUAGAGAAUUUAGUUGUGUUUUAGUCGGUCCUGCGUAUAAUGUACGAUGUUGUCGGAAGAUUUACUAUUUCUGUGUGCAUAUAUACGUGUCGAGAUCAUGGAUUCACUAGCAAA
This is a messenger RNA of Cynara cardunculus var. scolymus (artichoke), 1870 nucleotides long. Its product is annotated as cell division protein FtsZ homolog 2-1, chloroplastic-like. Bases 116 to 1570 code for a protein of 484 amino acids. The record is from RefSeq and is a predicted model, not a curated record. Lineage: Eukaryota; Viridiplantae; Streptophyta; Magnoliopsida; Asterales; Asteraceae. The transcript is spliced from 8 exons. Gene Ontology annotation, biological process: chloroplast fission. Gene Ontology annotation, molecular function: GTPase activity; GTP binding. Gene Ontology annotation, cellular component: chloroplast; cytoplasm.